AUGGGUGCAAGGGACUACUUUAGGUCCAUUGGAGGCACACGCCAGCGCCAGCUGCGUGAAGGUAAGAUCACCCCGGUCGAUGCAAAGGAGAGGGAGUACAUUGACCACAUAAAGGCUAAGAUCGCGGCGCCAGUGACAACAGGAUCCAGCUGGCGACCAAGUGAUGGAUUCUCGCGCAGCCUGCCAACACCAGCUACUCGCAGACGCUCGAGAAGCCCGGCCCGUGAUGAUCUAUCACGCAGUCGAGAUGAAUCUCCUCGCCGCCGUGAUAGUCUUCGAUCCAGGGAUAGGUCCUCACGCCAGGCGAGUAGGUCUCACACGAACCGUUAUCGAUCACGCAGUCGAGACACCCGAGCCUACCAUAGAGAUCGAUCUCGAUCUAGAGAUAGAUCAUUCGAGAGAAGUGGAUAUCCAUCACACGGCCGAGACGGCACCUUUCGACAUCGAACCGGCUAUCGUUCCAGGGAUCUACCACGCGAGACAAGCAGACGGCGAGAGCGCUCGAGAAGUGCAGAUCGAGGAGGCCGCUAUCGUUCCAGAGAUAGGCGAUAUGAGAGGAGCAGGUCACCAACUCCUUUGCGCCAAUUCCACACAAGACGCGAUCUCCCACGCAGUCGAGAUACGUUUCGUCGUCGUGAUGAUGAGAUCCGUUUUGGCGAGAGCCACGAUCUGAGAAGCAAGUCACCAAGUCUGCCUCUUCGCAAGCCGCCAAAUCUUCCUCCUCGCAAGGCACCAAUCCCUUCUCGAAAGCCGCUCCAGCCAGCUUUCAAGAGUCCAAGGCUGCAGAGUGUCGAGAAUACCCCAGUGAAAGAUGUGGUCAUCGUCGGGUCGAGUGCCACAUCCACAGGAUCUGCAUCAAUCUCGCCAUCGGGUGGAUCGCCUGACUAUGACGAUUUUGAGGAUACAAGGGAAGAGAUCUCGCUUGAGGAGGCAGAACGAUCGAUACCUAGGUUUAUCCCGCCAGGCAAGAGUGUACUUUUCGGCGAUGUCAUCCGAGGCCUAUCAGAGGAGAGUGGCAAAGCAGUGCCCGGCGACGUGUUUGGAGAGGCCGUCCACAUGCUCAUUGGACUGGAGCAGAUUGAACUCCAAGGUGCCGGCCCACGACGCUCCCUGAGGGCACUGACUCCGCUGCAUGAUACAGCACACUCAGCCACCAGUGCGUCACACUCGGAAGACCACGAAUCCGGGCAGCCAAAAGGCGAAAUCUCGGAUCCACCUGCCCGCAGUCCCCCAAGUCCAUCCAUCUCAUCGCAUAAAGGCCCAGCUGAUGAGGAAGAGACACCCUUUGUGCAGAGUGAAGAGGACGGCGAUGACGACCACCACAAUUACGAUGACAACGCUGAUGAUCUUGACGCCGAAAUCUUUGGUCUUACGGGUUUCGAUGACGAUGACUUUAAUUUCACCAACGAUGAUGGACUCGGCUUCGACACCGCUGCCCAGACGAUGCUGCCUCAGACCGGGGAGCAGAAGGAAGCGCAACAACUGGCCAGGCGGCAAGAGAAACAGCGAGAGAAGGAAGCUGGCAUCCAGCAAGCUGAAAAGGAUCACGCUGACUAUCAGCAACAAUUGCGGAGUCUCUUGGCUCACGAGAGCAGCUUUGCGGCGCCCCUCAUCAGACUCGCAGACCGUGCCCAAGAGCUGCAUGAGAAUCUUCAGGAAAAGGUCGCCUUGGGACCAGACGGAGUUACGAUGAACGACCACAGGCUGGAUCUUCUAAAGGCGGCUGGCGAACAGGAUCAGUGGCUUCACCUCACCCACGGAGCUGUCAAAACGCUGGCGCCUCCUGUGUUUGAAUUCGAUGGAUGGGCAUCCACGGAUCUGAUGAUGUGGCUCACACACGCAACCAGGCUGACUUUGGCGGCAGAUCUCAAGGGCACUUCCACGAUCUACGUUGCCGACUCGUCUUCGUUCCAUCUCUUCGUGAUAAGAAUGUCUACCGAUGCUGAUGGGAAUCCGGGGCCGGCAUCUACCAAAGACACCGUUCGUGCCCUGAAGGAGCGCACAGUGAAGCUGGAGAGGCUCCUCAGCAAUGGUUCUGGUAUUCCGCCAAAAGAUCGUUUCGAAGAGGUUCCGUUCCACGAUAUCGACCCAUCAACCAAGACGAUCCUCAUUCCAUACAAUGUGAAGAAUAUGCAUUGGGUCUUGGUGAUCAUCACUGUCGACCACGAGAAGACGAAAGGUUCGUGUGAGAUUGUGGACUCAUACGAGGACAUCGAUCUUUCCAAGUCUGUUUGCACGGAGAUGGUGGAGUUUCUCAAACUCCUUGCACUCCAUCCUGAUCUGAACUGGGGGGGUGUCGAAUGGCAGCAGCCGAAGAAAGUACAGUGUCCCAAGCAGAACAACGCUCACGACUGCGGGUUUUUCACCUGGCUGGCUCUCGAUCUGUUCGCACGUACAGGCAAGACGUGGACAGGCGCUCUUCCUCAAACCAGUCAAGAGAGGCGAGACUAUGGCCUGCGAGCCAGAUUCACGACUCUCCAGAAGGUGUACAACGAAAUCUUUGACGAGCAUCUGGAGUCUCCAGAUGUGCUGAAGGAUGGCUCCGAGCUAGAGCUGGAGCCAACGACAAGACAACAAGGUGAGCGCAACGGUCGUGACGAUCGUACCAAGUCUCGAGCCGGUGCUCCCAGGCCGAGCAAAACCGCUACUGCAAGCGACGCGCGUGGAACUUCGCAAACUCGGCGUAAGGGCCUGGGCUUCCAAGUGGGCGACAAUCGGGACCAAGGUCGAAGCGAGCGUGCUGAGGAAACGGAACAUCUUGAUGCUCAGACGGACUCGCUGGUCGGCAUUGCAAAGUACCCAGCAGUCACAGCUAUCUGCGACUUCAUCCAGAGUCAGGGUCGACCUGUAUCCCUAAGUGAGAUCUGCGACGGCACUUCUUCAGAAACCAUCGAUCUACGCGAGGGAAUGAGCCGAGAAGAAUGCAUCAGUGGCUGGCUUUGCGACUACACCGAAACAUUCAGUCCUGAUAUCGACAUCAUGGACGAAGGCGCUGAUGCAUCCAUAUCCGACUCUGUGCUGUGGACUUUGCGCGAAGGACCCGGAAGAUCCAUGGCGACAGACAUGAUGAAGUUUACUUUUGAGCCACUGUCAGAGGAUUCCAUCACCAAGGAUGACGACCUGGGCAAAGCCUUCACACUUUGCAUAUCUUGUGUCAGGAUAAGCCGUUCGAGACCACAAUGGAAUACCUACGCGCAGUUGACGACCAGAGCGACUGAGCUUCAUACCACAUACUGCAACUAUUUCUCGUCGAAUUGCAUCGAGCGGAUUGCUGUGACAGAAUGGUCGGAUAUUGAGCGAGCUAUGGCCACAGGAAACGAGUGUUGGUUGCCAUAUGUGUUGGAACCGGGAUCGAGCAGGAAAGUGUUCCUGGAUCCUACCUCAAAAGACUCGACGACGCUCAAGAUCAGAGAUAUCCUGGACUCGUUGGACGAGAUGGCAACCCUGGCGCCUGAAGAUCCGCAGACAAAUGUUCUGUUACUUUGCACAGGUUGGGAUGGCAUAACGACUCAAAACGAUUCCUGGUCUUCAUUGGCUCACAGGUGGCCAAACCUCAACUUCCGAAUCACAAUGGCAUUAGCUGAACAAGAUCUGGCCUACACUGCUCAUUUCCGGACAAACGGAUGGAGUGCAUGGGCUCACUACGACAGCACCCUCCUUGCCACACUAUGGGAUGACCCACGAACCCCGCUGGAUUUGGUCGCCCUUGGGGACACCUCGAGCGAAGCAUUGCGCAUUUAUUCACACGCCCAAUUCCUCCAAGCGUUGACUGUCGUCACACACUUCAAGACGGAUCUCGGCAGGUAUCGGCAGGGCAGUGUCAGUACGGAUGGACAUGUCGAUCGAACUCUGGGCUUUGUCGACAGCAACCAUGGAUCUGUGGUGGACUUUAGGCGACAUCGUAAUGAUUUCGGCCUUGGCCCUCACUCGAGUCGAAUUGAUGGCUGCGAGGAUUGUGUUGAGGACCCCGAAAGCAGGUGGAUACGAAGCGAUUCCAAUGUUGGUUUGGUGUGCGAAGCUCAUGGCAAUGACACUUUUGGUGAACAGGAAGAGGAGGCAGAACGCAAUGUGCAAACGACGAGGACAGGGGCAUGCGAUCGUGAACAAUUUAUUGAGAAAGUCACUCAUGCAUUCGGAGCGAAGGCGGCCAAGAACUUGAGACCCAAGGGCACAUGCAGCGAUAGCAAGAGUCUCGGGAUCCUGAGGACCGCACUGCCCGCAGAGGGCGCGAGCUACGAAGAAGUCAUUCGAGAAGCCUCUCGUCUGUUCGGAAAGGAGGUGGCCGACAACGACCCCGCUGAUCUUGGAACGGAGGCAGCUGCGUUGUGGCAGGAGGUUCGCUUGUGCAGAAAUCGUCUACAGAAGAAGGCCGCGAGAAACGAAGAAAUCAUGCAGGAAGUCUCUCGUCUGUUCGGAAAGGAGGUGGCCGGCCGGUUAGUGUUCAGAAAUGCUGAUCUUAGCACGGAGGAGCGUGCGUUGAAGCUUGAAGUUGCGACUUUCAGGAGAGCUCUGCGCGACAGGGGCAAGGGCCGCGAAGAAAUCGUUCGAGAAGUCACUCGAAAAUUCGGAAAGGAGACAGCUGACAAGAUGAUAUUCAAAGGAAGCAAGAAAGCAAGUUAUGAUCUCGACACUAAUGCUGCGCAGAACGAGGGAGUAAGCGAGCGCCGGAACCAGGCCUCGAGUUCCAGGGUGGGUCGCUCUCGUCCCAGGCAUCUGUUCCGGCAGCUUUUCGAAUCUGGAGAGUUGUCUAUGAAGGAAAUUGCCAGGAGACUCAGCGUUCAGUUCGGCCACACGGUGUCCGACGACAGUCUCAGAGGUCGCCUCCGGACAUUAGCAGACCGCGCAACGGCGCAAGCAGGGCAGCUAGGGGAGAAGACUCAUUGA
This is a messenger RNA of Zasmidium cellare ATCC 36951, 4884 nucleotides long. RefSeq lists its product as uncharacterized. Gene Ontology annotation, biological process: proteolysis. Gene Ontology annotation, molecular function: cysteine-type peptidase activity. Bases 1 to 4884 code for a protein of 1627 amino acids. Lineage: Eukaryota; Fungi; Ascomycota; Dothideomycetes; Mycosphaerellales; Mycosphaerellaceae. The record is from RefSeq and is a predicted model, not a curated record. The transcript has a single exon.